Laccaria bicolor S238N-H82 is the source of this 1502-nucleotide messenger RNA. RefSeq lists its product as uncharacterized. The record is from RefSeq and is a predicted model, not a curated record. Bases 1 to 1389 code for a protein of 462 amino acids. Lineage: Eukaryota; Fungi; Basidiomycota; Agaricomycetes; Agaricales; Hydnangiaceae. The transcript is spliced from 8 exons. Gene Ontology annotation, molecular function: ubiquitin protein ligase activity; zinc ion binding.
AUGGUCUUGAGCAAACGGAAAGCUAACGGCGAGUUCGUCGCAUGGGUUUCAAAGAGCUCAUCAGCGGCGGGCUCGAGUCCAGCACGCGCAUCAUCACCCCUCGUCAGUGUACAAGAACCUCCAGCGAAACGACAACGACAAGCAGCAGGGAACAAGAUCAACGAUGAGUUGACUCUGCCCUCCGUAGCGGGGUCAUCGACGCGUACUACAUAUUCAACAACGAGCGAGUCUUCUUUUACUGCUCGAGCAGCACCACUUCCGUCGCAACGACAGCGAAGACCCAAAUUCAACGACGAGUUAACGUUACCUUCCAUAUCGGCCCCUCCGGUGCAGGCUACUCGUGUUCUCCCAACACCAAGCACCUCGUCUUUGUCGGCUCAUGCUACCGCACCACCGACGAAACGCCAGCGAAAGGCGGUGAACAAGAUAAACGACGAGUUAACGUUGCCUUCCACCCUGGCACAAUCGCGUGGAUUGCCGUCGGGGUCAUCGCAGCCUAGGGCUGCAGCCAGCUCAUCCCAACCGUCAUCUGCGGGUCCGAGUUCGAGCCAAGUGCCACCAAAGGGCCGAAAGAAGAAGGAUCCCAAUGCCCCAGUUCCAGAAAAACGCGGCGCGAAGUUCAAGGCGAAGUGCCCACAAAACAUCUUGGAUCGCGUUGAAAGAGUUAGGGAGCAAAGGUUCUUCAUGAUCGAUAGAAGGAGGAACGAAGGGGAAUUACGCGAAGAAUUUAGCGUGUUGGGAUCAACUGGCAACGUAUACACCGUAACGAUCGACAAAACACCAAGGUGCAACUGCCCCGACGCUUUGAAAGGGAACCACUGUAAACAUAUCCUAUUCAUACUCAUUAAAGUCCUCCAAGUUUCACAAGUCUCGGGACACUGGUACCAAAAGGCCCUAUUAACAACGGAACUUGAGAGCAUUUUUGCGGAAGCACCUCUGGCGCCCAAUGACGUCACGAACCCACGAAUCAGGGAAGCGCACGACAGGGCCCUUGGGAGAUCAACCGCAGUAACGCCCGCUCCCCAAAACAAGAAACGUAUCCCUGGCAAGGAUGACGAUUGUCCCAUAUGUUAUGACGGGAUGCACGGCGUUGCGGAGACGGCUCUUGUUUUCUGUGAGGAAUGUGGUAACGCGUUGCACAAAGAGUGUUUUGGGCAAUGGCAAACGACGAGCGUGAAUAGUGGAAAGGAGUUGAAUUGCGUGUGGUGUCGAGCUCGAUGGGUUGUCCCCGGCACUGCCGCUGGUGUUGGCGUGCAAAGGGAAGGAGGGUAUUUGAAUCUUGGAGCCGUGGCGGGUAUCAGCCCUGCCCGGGAUACCAGUACUUAUUACCAUGGCCCACGUCGCGGACAAAGGUAUUACGGGGCUCAGGAAUACUAUGACGACUUCUGAUGCCCGGAUACGACGAUUUCUUUUGACAAUUUAGAGAAUUUAUUCUUGUACAGAUUUGUUUUAGCAUCUUGAUAGUUAUACAAGCCUUGAUUAAUUGAUUUGUUAGCCGCUCA